AUGAACAAAUUAUUUGACAAUCUUGGAGUUACUCAUCUUUAUUCGACCGUAUAUCAUCCACAGACAAAUGGACAAAUUGAACGAUUCAAUGCAACUAUGGAUGGAAAAAUUGCCGCUUUAUGUAAUGAACGAUGUACAGACUGGGAUGAAGUAUUACAAUUUGUUACAUUUAAUUAUAAUACAUCAAUACAUGCAACAACAAAACAAACACCAUUCGAAAUGAUGCAUGGAAGACGAGCUACACUUCCAUUUGAUCAACAAAAAGAAAUUACUUCGCUCACACAAGAUCCAGAGCAUAGUGAAAAAAUUAUUUUAGUAAAAACAAGAAAUGUUAGAAAUAAAUUUGAUAUACGAUAUGAAGGUCCAUUUAAAAUUAUUAAACAAUUAGGACAUAAAACAUUCAUUGUUCAACAUGUAAAAAAAUUAACAGUAACAAGACAAGUAACAAUGGAUGUUAUCGUUCCCUUGAUGGAACGAUGGAAUUUAAUUCAAUAA
This is a messenger RNA of Rotaria sp. Silwood1, 495 nucleotides long. NCBI's taxonomy places the organism in Eukaryota, Metazoa, Rotifera, Eurotatoria, Philodinida, Philodinidae. The record is from the annotation of a GenBank genome assembly.